This is a messenger RNA of Achroia grisella, 2550 nucleotides long. RefSeq lists its product as uncharacterized. Lineage: Eukaryota; Metazoa; Arthropoda; Insecta; Lepidoptera; Pyralidae. The coding region runs from base 1 to 2550 and encodes 849 amino acids. The transcript has a single exon. Gene Ontology annotation, molecular function: nucleic acid binding. Gene Ontology annotation, biological process: DNA integration. The record is from RefSeq and is a predicted model, not a curated record.
AUGGAUGACUUGUUGACCGGUUGUCAGAACGUUGAAGAAGGUCAAAGGGUCUAUAAAGAUAUGAAGAUGUUACUAGGCUCAGCAGGAUUUCAACUCAGGAAAUGGUGUAGCAAUAGUGAAAGUUUGCUAGAGAAGAUAAAGGAAGGAAACAAGGAUAAAUUAGGUAAUCUAGAACUAAAAAUAGAUUCAGUAAUGAAGAUACUUGGACUUACAUGGAAUCGACGCUCUGAUGUCUUCGAAUACUCCGUUCAGUUGCCGCCACUGAGCGAACCUGUCACUAAAAGAAAGGUUAUAUCGGAUGUUGCACGAUUGUUUGAUCCUCUUGGCUGGAUCGCACCCACCAUUAUAACUGCUAAAGUAUUCAUACAGAAGCUUUGGCUUUCUGGAAUCGAUUGGGAUGAAGAACUUCCAUCUCAGUUAUUAAAAGAGUGGAUUAUAUACAGAAACGAAUUAUGUUUACUUACCAAUUUACAAAUUCCUAGAUGGAUUAACUCGAGGGCUGAUGACAAGUUAGUUGAAUUACAUGGUUUUAGUGACGCGUCGAAUGUGGCAUACGCUGCUGUAGUUUAUGCACGUAUAGUUAGUAGAAAUGGUGUAAUACAUGUAAAUUUACUUACCUCUAAAACCAAAGUUGCUCCUGUUAAACAGAUAUCCAUUCCCAAACUCGAACUGUGUGGCGCCGUCUUGCUCGCGAAACUGCUCCUGGAAGUGUCAACGGUUCUUACUGUACCUAAAGAAAAUAUUCAUGCUUGGACCGAUUCAACGGUUGUACUCGCUUGGCUAAGAAGUCAUCCGAGUAGGUGGAAGACUUUCAUUGCUAAUCGGGUUUCAGAAAUACUAACGGUUCUUGAUAGUAACCAGUGGUCACAUGUCCAAUCAAAGGACAACCCUGCGGAUUGUGCCUCCAGAGGAGUCAAGCCUCAGGAUUAUCAAAAUGAUUUGUGGAGCACAGGACCACUUUGGCUGAAAUCAGAAAAUAUUAUUUAUAAAAACAAAGAGGUAAAUGAUACAAAUUUAGAAGAGAAAACAAACAAGGUAUGCUAUGCAACUACAAGCGAGGAAUUUAGUCUAUGGAAUAAAUACUCAUCAUUGCGCAAACUUGUCAGAGUUGUUGCUCUAUGUAGACGAUUUCUUCUUUCACGAACUGCUCUCCAACCUGAAAAGAAAAACAAAUAUGUUAGUAAUGAAGAAUAUACUGAAGCUUUGAAUGUAUGUAUCCGACAACAUCAAUCUAUAUAUUUUCAAGAAGAUCUGUAUAAUUUAGAAAAAACUGGAAAACUUAAUAAUAAAAGCAAACUUACCUCUCUCAGUCCAUUUGUUGAGGAUGUUGGUGUCUUGCGAGUUGGUGGACGAUUACAGUAUUCUCAAAUGUCUGAAGAAAUGAAACAUCCUAUCCUCAUUGCUAAGAAAUCUCAUUUUACUCAUUUAUUAAUUGCUGAGGCUCAUUCCAGAACUCUUCAUGGUGGACCUCAGCUCAUGAUAAAUUACUUGCGAACCAAGUAUUGGAUUAUAGACGUUAAAAAUAUGGUUAAAUUGUACGUUCGUAAAUGUGUUGUCUGUAUUCGUCAUGGAUCUAUUGUAGAACAUCAGCUAAUGGGUCAACUUCCUUCGGUAAGAGUUACAGCUUGCCGACCUUUUUUUCGUAGCGGUGUAGACUUUGCCGGUCCUAUCAGCAUUCGUACUAGUAAGGGUAGAGGCCAUCACUCCUAUAAAGGUUAUAUAUGUCUUUUCAUUUGCAUGGCUACUAAAGCUGUUCACCUGGAGGCAGUGAGUGACUUAACUACUCAGGGUUUCUUGGCAGCUUUUAAGCGCUUUGUAGCAAGGCGAGGACAUUGUGCCGAUAUAUGGAGUGAUAACGGUACGAAUUUUAUAGGUGCCGCUAGAGAACUUAAAUCACUUUUUUCUACAGAAAGGUCUGCUAUAGCGACAGAAAUCGCAAAUUCACUUGCUUGCAAUGGCACUAAGUGGCAUUUUAUCCCUCCCCGCGCUCUAAACUUUGGUGGACUCUGGGAAGCAGGGAUAAAGUCCACAAAAUACCAUCUUCAACGCGUAAUUGGAAACUCCACACUUACAUAUGAGGAAAUGGCAACAGUCCUGACCCAAGUGGAAGCUUGUUUAAAUUCCCGGCCACUCUCUCAGAUUAGUAACAACCCUGGUGAACAAUAUGCACUUACCCCAGGGCAUUUUUUGGUGGGAGAGCCCUUAGUUGUAGCUCCUGAUUCAAAUUAUGAAGCUUGCAACCUUAGUAAUCUCAAACGUUGGCAACUAACACAAAGGAUGUUGCAGCAUUUCUGGCGACGUUGGUCGCAAGAUUACAUUACUCAAUUCUUUCAUCGUCGUAAAUGGAAACAUCUCAUUCAAGAACCAAAUAUUGGUGAUGUAGUGUUGGUAAGGGAGGACGAUUUACCACCUGCUAAAUGGUUGUUUGGUAUAAUAAUUGAUAAACAUGAAGGUUUGGACAAGAUUACACGCGUUGUUAGUCUUAAAUGUAAGGGUAAUAUUAUUAAAAGACCAUUAUCUAAGAUAUGUUUACUGCCUGUAACAGAAUAA